Molecule: messenger RNA, 2562 nt
Organism: Metarhizium album ARSEF 1941
Lineage: Eukaryota; Fungi; Ascomycota; Sordariomycetes; Hypocreales; Clavicipitaceae
Product: beta-mannosidase
Exons: 2
Coding region: 1-2562 (853 amino acids)
Biological process (GO): glycoprotein catabolic process; carbohydrate metabolic process
Molecular function (GO): beta-mannosidase activity
Source: RefSeq, a predicted model, not a curated record
AUGCAUACGCGGACCGUCAUCCCCAUCGACAAGACCUGGCAUUUCAAGCCAGCCGACAGGGACGAUGCUCCAUAUAUGGCCGUGUCUCAAUUUCCUACAAACAUUCAUCUUGAUCUUCUUCACCAUAAACUCAUUCCGGAUCCCUAUAUCGGCCAAAAUGAGGAUGAAGUUCAGUGGGUGGGCGAGACGGCCUGGGUAUACAAAGCAGCCUUCUCUUCACCAGAGAUAAAUGGCAAGGCCAAGGCCGUACUCGUCUUCGAUGGGCUUGAUACUUUUGCCAAAGUCGCCCUCAACGGCAAGGUGAUACUGGAAACUGACAAUAUGUUUGUUUCUGAAAGAGUUGAGGUAACCGAUGUAUUGAAAAAGACCGGUGACAACGAGCUGGUUAUCACAUUUGCUUCUGCGUAUCUUCAUGGCUGGAAGGAGGUUGAGAAGCACCCAAAUCACAAGUGGGGUUGCUGGAAUGGCGAUAAUUCUCGUCUUGGUGUCCGCAAAUCCCAGUACCAUUGGGGCUGGGAUUGGGGUCCUGAACUGAUGACCUGUGGUCCAUGGCGACCGGUUCACUUGGAAUUGUACGAAUCUCGCGUGGGGGACUUGUAUGCUGAAAUUGACGUUGAUUCCUCUCUCAAGAGCGUCAGAGUGGUGGCUCAUGCUGCAAUCGAGGGUACCGGCUCCAGUGUCCGCUUUAACAUAUCUCUGGGCGACAAGACCGUCGCGUCCGAGACAGUCGACAUCAAGGACGACGAGGCUGUGGCUACAUUCAAGGUCCAAAACCCCGAGCUCUGGUAUCCAAUUCGAUAUGGCAGCCAGCCACUUUACACUGUCAAGGCAACAUUGCUGGACGGGAAAACCGAAGUAGACUCAUCUUCCAAGAAGAUCGGUCUACGCAGAGCUGAGGUGAUCCAGCGGCCUCUCCUUGAUCAACCAGGGACGACUUUUUUCUUCCAAGUGAACAACAUUCCCAUUUUUUGCGGAGGCAGCAACUGGAUUCCUGCGGACAAUUUCAUCCCUCGUAUAUCAAAGGAACGAUACUACGAUUGGGUCAAGAUGGUAGCUACUGGCAACCAACUUAUGCUCCGUGUAUGGGGCGGGGGGAUCUAUGAAGAGGAGUCUCUCUACGAUGCAUGUGAUGAGCUUGGUAUCUUGGUCUGGCAAGAUUUUAUGUUUGGCUGUGGGAACUAUCCGGCGCAUAACAACUUUCUGAAGUCAGUCGAGCGAGAAGCCCGGGAAAACGUCAAGAGACUGCGACAUCACCCUUCAAUAGUUAUUUGGGCGGGAAACAAUGAGGAUUAUCAGUAUGCUGAAAGUGAAAGGCUCAACUACGAUCCUGAGGAUGAUAAUCCCGACAAUUGGCUACAUACAGAUUUCCCUGCACGAUACAUUUACGAAAAGAUCCUACCGGACGUGUGCAAGGCACUGGUACCGGAUACUUACUAUCAUCCCGGAAGUCCUUGGGGUGGUAAAAACACUUCUGAUCCAACCAUUGGUGAUAUUCAUCAGUGGAAUGUCUGGCAUGGCUCACAAGAGAAAUAUCAAAAUUUUGACAAGCUUGUUGGAAGAUUCGUAUCCGAAUUCGGAAUGGAGGCAUUCCCGUCCAUCAAAACCAUCGAUUCAUACCUACCGAAGGGUAAGGACGACCCUGAACGAUUUGCUCAGUCCUCUACUGUCGACUUCCACAACAAGGCUGCUGGCCAUGAGCGCCGCCUCGCUUCAUACUUGGCGGAGAACAUUCGCUACGCCCCCGAUCCUUUGGAGUACUACAUAUAUUGUACGCAGCUGAUGCAAGCUGAGUGCAUUGCGUCGGCCUACCGACUGUGGAAGCGAGAAUGGAGAGGUCCCGGACGUGAAUACUGCGCCGGUGCUCUUGUGUGGCAGAUGAACGACUGUUGGCCGGUGACAUCUUGGGCGAUUUGCGACUAUUAUCUGCGCCCAAAAUACGCAUACUACGCGGUCAAGCGAGAGAUGUCACCCAUCUCGGUGGGCAUGACAAGACGAGAGCACACCCACGCCAGGGACAAGUACACUCGAGUUCACAUUGUGAAAGAGAUCAAGAUUGAGAUUUGGGGUUCCAACCUGAGCCUGGAGGACUCCACAGCAGACUGCGUUGUGAAGGCAUGGGAUGUAGAGACGGGGCGUGAAACAUUUUCACAGACUGUCUCAGCAAAACAUUUCUUCCCGGCAAACGCCUCGACCGAAAUCAUCUCGAUGAACGUUCCCGUCACCAAGAAGAAUGCGGGCGAGGAAGGUCGAACAGUGGUGGCAGCGUAUUUAUACCAAGAAGGCAAGCAAAUCGCCCGCUAUGUCAACUGGCCAGAGCCACUCAAGUACUUGCACCUUCAGAAGCCAAAGCACCUGAAGGCGGAGCUUUGCGCGACAAGCACUGCAAUUGAACUCAGCGCCGAAGUGCCGGUCAAAGGCGUCGCAGUGGAGUGCGACGACGACAAUGUCAGGUUUGAUGAUAACUUGAUCGACAUUGUGCCAGGUGAAAUUGUGUCUAUUGGUGUGAAGGGAGUCACCAAGAACACUAGAUUUACGACGCAGUACCUGAACAUGUUGAGUUGA